This is a messenger RNA of Electrophorus electricus (electric eel), 1359 nucleotides long. RefSeq names its product serpin peptidase inhibitor, clade C (antithrombin), member 1 (gene serpinc1). Gene Ontology annotation, molecular function: serine-type endopeptidase inhibitor activity. Lineage: Eukaryota; Metazoa; Chordata; Actinopteri; Gymnotiformes; Gymnotidae. The record is from RefSeq and is a predicted model, not a curated record.
AUGAAUUGUCUGGUGUGCUUGGGAGGUCUGUGGAUCCUGUCCAUGGCCCUCGCCCACGCUACCAUAGACAUCUGCAGCGCUAAGCCCAAAGGCUUGCCCUUGCCCGUCUGCGUCUACCGCAACCCAAACGUACAUGACGAAGCAAAACCAUCAUCUGAAACAGCUGAGCAGGUCCCGGACUCCACCAAUCCUCGUGUGUGGGAGUUGUCCCAGGCCAACGGGCGCUUCGCGCUGUCCCUCUUCAAGCAGCUUGCUAAGGACAAGGGCGCUGAGGGCAACAUUUUCAUGUCCCCGCUUAGCAUCUCCACAGCGUUCGCCAUGACCAAGCUGGGGGCUUGUAACAGCACGCUGGAGCAGAUCAUGAAAGUGUUCGAGUUUGAUACGAUAAAGGAGAAGACAUCAGACCAGGUUCACUUUUUUUUCGCCAAGCUAAACUGUCGCCUCUACCGUAAAAAGCACAACACAGUAGAACUGGUGUCUGCCAACCGACUGUUUGGAGAGAAGUCUUUGACUUUCAAUGAGAACUAUCAAAACAUCAGUGAAAUAGUCUAUGGAGCCAAACUGCUGCCACUUCAUUUCAAGGAAAAACCGGAAAUGUCAAGGCAGAAGAUCAACGCGUGGGUCUCCGAGAAGACAAAAGGCAAAAUAAAUGAGACACUGCCAGAAGGCUCAAUAGACUCCACUACCAUACUGGUCUUGGUCAACACCAUCUACUUCAAGGGCCAGUGGAAAAAAAAGUUUGAUAAAGCUGAUGUCACCGAGUUACCAUUCCAUGUUAGUGAGAAAGAAAAGUGCCCAGUGCCCAUGAUGUACCAAGAGACCAAGUUUCAGUACCAAAGGUUCCCUGAGGAUGGAGUGAAGGUCCUGGAGCUGCCCUACAAUGGAGGAGGCAUUUCAAUGGUACUGGUGUUACCAACUGAAAACACAAAGCUGUCUGAGGUGGAGACACAACUCACUCUUAAGAAGCUCAGUGGCUGGUUGAAUGCCACAACUGAGACCACGGUGGCAGUGCAAAUCCCACGUUUCCGCAUUGAGGACAGCUUCAGCCUCAAAGACAAGAUGGAGGCUAUGGGCCUUCAUCACUUAUUCAGUGCAGAGCACUCCAGCCUCCCAGGCAUGGUGGCGAACUUCACCAAAGGCCUCUAUGUCUCUGAAGCCUACCACAAAGCUUUCCUUGAAGUGAACGAAGAAGGCAGCGAGGCAGCAGGCGCCACGGCUUUAGCGUUCCUCGGUCGCUCCCUCAAUCUGAACCGUGAGAGCUUUGUAGCCAACCGACCUUUUCUGCUCUUCAUCCGAGAGUUCACCAUCAACGCCAUCAUCUUCGCUGGCCGUGUGGCCAACCCCUGUAAAAGCAGCUAA